AUGCAAUCCCUCGCCGCUCUUUUCAGCGUGCUGUUUCUCUUCGGCUCGAACGGCUUUGCGCACCCAAUCGCCGAAGUCCUGAGCAGUCCCGAUGACCUCACCCUAGCAAAACGCGACUCCGUCCACUGCUACGACUCCGGCUUCAAGGUACCCCGAGAAGCCUUGACCUCCGUAAUCGACAAGUUCUGCGACCAGGUCAACGCGUAUGACGGGCUCAGGAAAAACAACGCAGUUUCGAAGACCUAUUCGACCGUCGUGGGACACAGCGUCGUCGUCUCUGUCACUCCCAAGAAAUGUGGGGCUAUCGAUCAGGAACUUAUGUGCAAGGUCAUCUUGCGGAUGCCGGUCGACCAGUGCGAUACGAGCAGUACUUCCGACAAGCAAGGCGGAACGGUGGAUACGGGCUGCGCGACUUGGCGAGUUGAUCCGGAAGAGGCGUGGGUUUGA
Messenger RNA from Zasmidium cellare ATCC 36951, 447 nucleotides. RefSeq lists its product as uncharacterized. Lineage: Eukaryota; Fungi; Ascomycota; Dothideomycetes; Mycosphaerellales; Mycosphaerellaceae. The record is from RefSeq and is a predicted model, not a curated record. The coding region runs from base 1 to 447 and encodes 148 amino acids. The transcript has 2 exons.